AUGACGCUCUGCGCGGAUCCCAUGGAGCUGGACGAACAGGAGAGGCAAUUUUGGGCCCAGGCCGGUCCGGUCAAACGGGAACAGGAACCGAGAAGAGAUGUGCUGCAUCAAACCGAGCACUCCAAGAGGCAGCGUCUGGCACCACAGGACCGGAACAAGGGCAAGGGCAAGGGUACCAAGGGCAAAGGCAAGGGAAAGCAGGGCCUACCAAGUCCAUCCAGUGCAAACCCGGUCACGGGUUACACAAAUGGUUUCGGAAGCCAUCCACCCAAUCCUUGGACACAGACUCAGGACCUGCAGCCACUGGGAAGUCAAGAUCCAGACUGGAUGGAGUACAGGAUGAAUCGACUCUCUCAGCUGGUCCUUCGUCAGGAGCAAAUCAUCUCAGCCAUCCGUCAGGAUCUGGUCCUCUACCUCUUUGUACGAUCAGGACCAGAAGGGAUGGUACCAGUUCUCUGCGAAGCAGCGGAGAAGUGGAGGAAGAUGAAAGAGGAAGAACCCGAGAAGAUUACUUACUCCCUCAAACUCAUGCUCUUCAAGCAGCUGCUCAUCACCCUACACCAGAGGUUGACCAACAUGAUCGCGGACGAGGAUGCUCUCGCCAAAGCCAAGAACCUGAACUGGAUCGACGAUCAGAAACAUUGGAAACAUCUCACAUGGAAUCCUUCCAAACAAUGUCUGGAAGUCGACAACUCGGUGAGGCCAAUACCGGCGGAGGAUCUGUUGGCUCAACUGGUUCAGAUGAGGAAGGCAGUUACGGAAGAGACCCUGGUGAGGUUCAAGUCCAUGCGGAAGCUCACCACGGAGGUGACCUCCGACUGGAUCCAAUUCCAGAUCUGCAUGUCACUUCGCCCAGAGGGAGGAGCCAUGUGGAGCACGCUGAACCAGUGGAUCGGACAAGCAUCGUGGCACACCCUGGGAUGCAGGCUCCGUCGCGAUCGACCGAACUACGACACCCUGGUUCAGGAAGCUAGGCUGCAUGAUGCCUACGUCUCGCCUCCACCGCAGGCUCUUACCAUGCUGUUCUCGCAUAGUGGGUUCAAUGGUGGCUGGGAGGCCAGAAACUUCGUACCUGGAGGUAUUGCCACUCUUGACACGGGGCCUACCCAAGCUCCCAUCCCGAUUGCGCUACCGGCAGGUCCAAGCUUGGAGCUCCAGGCAGCCAUUGAUGGGUGGAGUGCUCAGAUUACAGCCCGUUAUGCACUGCUGACUCCGUCUCCCAUGCUCUGCAUACAACUUCAGCGCUUCACGAAUGCCGAGGGAGUCAUGCGCAGGGACACCAGACCACUGGUUGUGGCCUCGACUACAGUUCGUAUGCCACUCUUUACAGGUCUGCACACCAUGCAAGUUCGCUAUGUUCACUACCAGGUCGUCGCUGUACAGCUUCACUACGGGGUCUUCGUACUCAUCCUACUGGUGCCUUGGGCACUGGAGUUCUUUUUGCAGAAGUGGAUCAGCGCCAUCGUUGCGGCUUCCGAUCUGGAUAUGGCUCUCCGUGCUGCGAAGUCUGUGAUCAGGAGCAGUUGCGAUGCAGAGGCCGAGCUCAGUGCCGACCUACAUCUGCAGCAGGUUUCAUCCAAGCUGGCUCACCUCCUUGGCCGGCAGCCUCAUGAUCUCGAGGGACAAAACUUCGGCGAGCUGCUGAACGAGGAGAGCAGACAGCGCUUUACGGCAUGCUGUGAGGGUGCGGACAGUUUGAAUCCGUCUGCCGUGCACCUCACGGUCACUGCGAUUGCUGGUGGCUGUCCGAAGGACUUAGAGGUCCGGAUAUGCAGCUUUUCAUUGAGCCGAGGAGCCGGAAGGUACAUCUUGGCCCUGACCGAGGUGCAAGACGGGCCUGCGAAGGCAAUUCCGGACAUCCCGGAGGAAGUUUGGCAGCCGGACAAGGGAAGCGAGAUCUCACCGGAGCAAAUGGGGCCUGGGCUAACUGCAGAGCUUCUGGAAUGCCACAGCUGGGUCUCGAAAAAGAGUCGAAACUUGUCCAGCUUGUCGGAGGUCAAGGUGCAAGUGGAUGCCCAGACUUUGGAGAUACAGGACAUCCACAUCUUCUUGAACACAAGCCACUGGAAGAAGAGCAGGAAGACUUUCUUGAAGGAGUGCAUCCUGCCGGGCAUGUGGGAUGAUUUUCGGCGCUGGCUAGAGGGAAGCGUUUCGAAGAGCAAGGGCCGACAAGGGACUGGUCAUCGACUUGACGAUACAGCCGCCUCAACCGUCGACACGGUCGACUCCGGCCGCAUCAGCGAUGCGGAAAAGCAGAUGCUGAAAUUGCUGUCCUCGCAGGAAAAAAGGCUUCAUCAGAGUCAGCCAACACUGUGA
Symbiodinium sp. CCMP2592 is the source of this 2316-nucleotide messenger RNA. Lineage: Eukaryota; Dinophyceae; Suessiales; Symbiodiniaceae. The record is from the annotation of a GenBank genome assembly.